AUGACGCUCGUCUCCAAAUUACUUUAUGCAGUUUCUACGUUAGUGCUAUUACACUCUGGUUUCUCAAGUUAUGAAUUUCAUCAUUUAUUAAAACUUAAAUCGCUAAACAAUGCACAAACCGUAAUCCAUGAAUUGCCCAAGGAUAUAAAGUAUGAGACGUAUGCAGGAUUACUAUUAUUUGUUCUUGCAGUAUUUACGUCUUUCAAGAAACUACAAUAUUUGCCAAUUGAGAGCAACGACGGGAUGAUAAUAUCUGAAGGGAACUAUCUAAAGGAAAUUGCAUUGAAUAAAGCCACCAACGUGGAUAACUUGAUCGGUAGCAAUCCUAAUGGUGAAAUCGUUUUCACUCCAAGCUUUGUUGAUGUCCACGCUAAGAGGAAACUUUCAAGAGAAUGGGCUUCUAAUAAUGAGAAAAAGGAAAAAUGA
Molecule: messenger RNA, 426 nt
Organism: Saccharomyces eubayanus
Lineage: Eukaryota; Fungi; Ascomycota; Saccharomycetes; Saccharomycetales; Saccharomycetaceae
Gene: EMC5
Product: Emc5p
Exons: 1
Coding region: 1-426 (141 amino acids)
Biological process (GO): protein folding in endoplasmic reticulum
Cellular component (GO): EMC complex
Source: RefSeq, a predicted model, not a curated record